This is a messenger RNA of Cavenderia fasciculata, 3705 nucleotides long. RefSeq lists its product as uncharacterized. The coding region runs from base 1 to 3705 and encodes 1234 amino acids. The record is from RefSeq and is a predicted model, not a curated record. The transcript has 4 exons. Lineage: Eukaryota; Evosea; Eumycetozoa; Acytosteliales; Cavenderiaceae.
AUGCACGACGUCUGGACAGUACUAUUAAAAUCAAUAUCAGACAAACCAAAAAGUUUCCUCCAGUCCUUUGCUCACGUCAUUAUAUCGAACUCUUGUCUCUGCACAUUAAUUAUGUUAGCUAUGGUACCACUGAUAUCGUCAGAACUACACUCCCACCUAGAUUAUGUCCUCAACUCCAAGUUUUGUAAUGAUCUCUACCUCGAUUUAGGAGAGUCGGUUGCAGCGGUUGUCGAGAUGGGUGGCAUCGAUACUGAUCGUUUGAUCGAGAGACUGGUCACCUAUGCCAAACAAUUUACAGGAAAGUGUCAUUUCCGAUUGGAGUCGGUUCACAAGUACACACAACACGAUUACCAAGGACGUGAUCAAUUCAUAUCUGCAGUAAAAAGAAUACUCGACAAGAUAGAUUUGAAUUAUUAUGGUCAACCCAUUUUCCGUUUUGAAAGAAAAAACAUAUGGAUACUCGAUCCAGCACUAUUAGAAAAGAUUUCGACCGUGGGGUUUCGUUACUACUACUACUUCCUCUUUAGUGCUGCCAUGUCUACCGAUAUUAAACUCUACAAAAAGGUGCUUGAUAUGUGCACUCCUCGCACCUACGAUCUGAUCAAAAUCCUUUGUUUGGUGGUCCGUGCCGGCCACUAUCAAUUUGCAAGGCAAUUCAUCAACACUUCAUCGAUAAACACCAAUCUCAUGACACCGAAAUACUUGAAAAAGUCAAUGAAUAUUCUAUUUAAAUUAUACUUUGAUUUAAUCAACAAAGAUCUCCAACAGUCACAAGUAGAGGUUAUCGAGGGUAGUGACAACGAUACUAUCAAGUCAGGCGAUGAUCAUAGCCAUCAAAGCAUAGCAAAUGUAAUUUUGGAUCUAUUACCAUCGCAAUACCAAUCCCAUAUUCUUUACUAUGCAACAGAUUUGACAGAUAAUCAAUUGAUGGCACUUUGGAGUGGUCCUUUAUAUUUGGGUACCAACCUUAAAAAUUGGUUGUACGAACCAUCUAAACAUCUCAAGCUUUUAAAGUACGAUCAAAAGUUCUUUAAUCAUUUAGAAAGAUUAUAUCGAUUCUAUCAAAACCAUUCAAACAUUUACAAAGUAGUUGAAGGACCUCCUCCUCUUCAACUCGAUGCAAAUGAUCCACCUCCAUUGACCAUAGAAUAUAUUGAAAUAUGGAGUCAAUGUUUGGAUAGUUAUUACUACAACAAUAAUGAUACCAACGCAUUUGUAAGUCGUUAUACUCAACAAGAAUAUAACAAAUUUAUUAAAUUGGCUACUUCUGUUGCUUUUGUUCCAAACAAACUUAUAAUGGAAGAUGUAAACAAUGAUAGAGAAGAUAAAAAGAGUCAACGACUAGGAAUGUCAAAUCAAUUAUUCUCAAGAAUACUGAAUCAAACGUAUCUUAGAAGUUUAAUAUUCAAUCAUGUUAGUUCUAUUCACAAACAGUUGGGUAUUAAAACUACGAGAAUAACAUCUACAUUUAUACCUCUACAGUAUAUUCAAUAUGGUUUGAAUGAUCUAUUCUUUAAACAUAUCGAUUUACUUUGGAGUUUGAUGUUUGCAUCAUCUAAUGGUGUAUAUAGAAAUGAUCAUGCUGAUAAACUAUAUAAUUUAAUGACAUCGGCAAUUCAUUAUAAUAAUCAUCAAGUAUUGGAAUACCUAUUAAAUAGAAUCAAGAACGAGAUUGGACCAUUUCAAUCAACAACCAUUACAAUUAAAUUUGAUCGUGUAUCAGAAUCUAAAAAGAUACGUUGUCUUAGUUUAAGGAUAUUCAAGUUAUUGUCAGAUGAUAAUAUAUUGAUUGAAUCGGAUAUAUUAAUACAUCGGAUGGCAAAGACUGCAAUCAUUGUGAUUGGUGAUGUAGAUGUAAUUAGAAAUUGGUUCAAUAGAUAUAAUCUUUCAAACCUCAAGAAUCUAUUUACAAUGUAUCCUUCAAAAGUGAAUGGUAUACCAAAACUAAAAGAUUUAUUCAACAAAAAGACAGAUACCGAAUUGAUCGAACUAUACAAUGUUGUUUCGACUGUCAACAAGAAGAUGAAUAAAAGAAGUAGAAUGGAGAUGAUAAUGCAAGCAUUGGUUCAAGACCGUAUCAAAGUAAUCGAACAUAUCAUUAAUGAUGGAAAAGAUAAGAAAUGGAAAAGAGCUCUUGCUCCACUCUUCUUCUCAAACUCACCAUCCUCAAGUAAAAAGUACGAGAGAAUGAAAGCUAUUAUAUUCUACGACCACAAAUUCAAUUUUAAAUACGAUUAUGAUGAUGACCAAGAAAGAUUGUUGGAAAAGAUAGCAGAUGGAACAGAUAUCGAAUAUCUACGAUACAUAUCAUCACCACAAGUAUCGACACCUGCCGAUUUCAAAAGUGUUCCAAAGGAGGGUAUCUCUCAACUCGACUUCCAUACCGUCUAUUUGGUACACCGAGUAUUUUGUACGCGUCAUUAUAUCGAUCUCUUGUCAGCACACGUCCGUGGUAACUUUAUUAUCACAUCCAAUAUCAUCCAAUCAACACUCUUACAAGCACCAAAAGGAAAAGAGUAUGCAGAACUAGACUAUGUACUCAAUUCAAAGUUUGGUGAAAAAUGUCACAUCAAUAUUGCAGAAUCUGUUGGAUUCAUCAUUGACAAGUAUCGAGGUGACAAUGAUAUGUUGGAGAGGUUAAUAGAACAUGCUCGAAAAUUCCCUUGGCACUGUCGAUUCCCAUUCGGGUCGAUUGACAAGUACACAAUAGAAGAUUACCCACAACGUAAUCAAUUCAUAUCAAUCAUUGAAAAGGUACUUGCACAAGUUCCAUUUACACAAUCUCAAUUCAAAGAGACUACCAGACAAGAAGAACCCAUUUUAUAUGUACGUAAAAAGAAUAUCAAGCGUAUCCUCAUUCCAUCACUUCUCAAAAAAAUAUCAAACGGUUCAAACUUUUGUCUAGAAGUACUUGACAAUACAAACAUGUAUAUCUAUAGACAAAUGUUCAGGAUCAUCUAUGGUGCCAAGAUUAAAGUCGAUAGUGUCAAUACAUAUGAUCGUGUCACUAUUCUUUGUUUAUUGGUCGGUGGAGGGUACCAUCGACAGGCACAAGAAUUUAUAGUUGAAUACUUGGACUUGGUGACUAUCGAUGAUGACAAUAAUGAUCAAGUGCAACAAAUAUAUGGUAUUUUAUAUCAAAUAUCUCUUCACUUGAUCAAGAAGAAACAGUCACAACAACAAGUAAAGGAAACAAUAAUGGAGGAGGAUGAUAUAAGUUACGCAAUGGAAAUUGAACAUAUUGACCAACAAGUGGACUAUCAAGAAUUAGCCGAUCAAAUUUUAGAUCUCAUGCCACUUGAAUACCAACCAGAUAUUCUCUUUUAUGCAAAGGAUUUGACAGACGAGCAAUUUAUACCACUUUGGGAACGAUUCUAUUUGGAUUCAAACCUUGAAGAUUGGUUGGACCAUUCCUCACACCCUAUGUUUUUCCAAUACGAUCAAACAUUCUUUAAUCAUCUUGAAAGAUUGUAUCGACUCUAUCAACAAGAAUAUGGAAUCGAUGAAAAAAUGGAUGCACCUCCUUUGGUUUUUAAAUAUUUUAAAAUAUGGAAUCAAUGUUUAGAUAAUUAUUAUUACAACUUUGAUGAUGAUGAUAAUAACACCAACACAAUUGUAAAUCGGUAUACUAAAAAAGAAUAUGAUGAUUUUAUGGAUUGGGUAACUCCAUUGGGUUUCAUACCUUCAAAACUUAUUUCAAAAUAA